Messenger RNA from Bursaphelenchus okinawaensis, 2212 nucleotides. Lineage: Eukaryota; Metazoa; Nematoda; Chromadorea; Rhabditida; Aphelenchoididae. The record is from the annotation of a GenBank genome assembly.
AUGAUCUUCUUCGGGGCUCUCGAGGACUGUGCCGAUCCUUUGAUAGAGUUACCCAUCGUAUGUUCUCUACCAUCGACUGCGGGCAGUCUGAUCGACCCCUUUAGUCUACAGCUGUCAUCUACACAACUCCUUGAGAGUAUUCAAAAUAGUACUGUUAGUACACCACCAGGUGAGUCUUGGGGUACUAUAAUAGCGAUGUUACAGUAGUCCAAUGCUAUAUUAAUAGUAGCAUAUAACCAUUUUAGUGGUAGUAUAUCACUAAAGGUACAACAAUACAAAAUUAUAAAAAUAUAGCGUAAAGUAAUAAAGUUAUGUUAUCGGUAACCACAACAUGUACAUCUCGGUAGUAUGUUUUUACCCACUCAACCUUACACAAGGCUUGUCCAAUAACAAUAUCACUAUUGAAGUGCUUAUUUACUCUCAUUUCAGCCCCAUGUUCGUGUUGUUCCAACAGUAUAUACGACAAGACGUUUCUACUGAUUGGCGGAGAGUGUUAUCACGAAGACUGUGCCAAAUGUACUGCUUGUCAAGAACAGUUGAGCAAUCAGCCAACUUGCUUCUACAAGGAUAACAACCUGUGGUGCAAACGAGACUAUUUACUGUAAGUUUAACAAAAGUUACAGUAAGCCAUUUGUAAAAAUUUUUUGAAAUUUUUCUUUGAAAAGUCAUAUUAAAGUGGCAAAUUGAAUGUUUUUUAAAUAUUUUUGCCAAAAAAUCAAGUUUUAUUACAACUAUGUCAAUAUAAACCUACCCAACCCAUUAUUACCCCAACUGUAUCUAACACAACAUAUGAGUGCCUACUACAACAUACGUGUACCUAACCCAAUAUAUUCCAGAAAGUACGGCCUCAGAUGUCAACGGUGCUCGAGCUUCAUAAACAGCGGAGAAUACUUCAUGAGCAUCAAGAACGCCGUGUAUCAUACCGAAUGUUUUGUUUGUUUUCUGUGUAAUCGACCAUUCCUGGUCGGAGACCGCUACGUUUUGCUCGGGAAUGGGGUCGCUUAUUGUGAAUGUACGUUUCAAACUGUUUUAGGUUAUAAAUUUAUACUUUAAAGUUUAAUAUUUAAAAUUAUUUUUUUAUUAAAUUAAAAAAAUUUUUCAAAAUUUCAAAAAGAUUUUCAAUCUACAAACCAUGUUUUAGCCCACGCCAGCACCUUCAACCCCUCCGAAGUGUUCAUGGACAAACUGCUACCUCUGAACGAGAACACUGACAUCGACGGCAAGACCAGUCCAGUCCGGUCGUAUCAACGGCACAAAGUCAGUCGAAAGUGUGGCAACGAGAACACGUCCAGCUGCUUCGACAGCACAGCUGACGUCCAGUCAGGUAAGUGAGGCAAUCCCCUCGGGGCCUCGCGCCACCGUAACCCGGCCCUAAUUGGUGGGCUCUUGUUUAGGGCGCGAAGGAAGAGGGGAAUUAUAAUAUAAAUAAUUAGUUCAAUCUACUCUUCCAGACGACAAAGACACCGCCGGAAGUCGCAAGACCAAGCGAAUGAGGACCAGCUUCAAGCACCACCAGCUCAAGACCAUGAAGACCUACUUCAACUUGAACCAGAACCCGGACGCCAAGGAUUUGAAACAGUUGGCACAGAAGACCGGACUGACUAAAAGAGUUCUACAAGUAAGUGCUAUAGACUUUGGCAUGAACAUAAACAUUUUAUGCAUAAGCUAAUAUAGCGUUAGUAGGGUUUUACAAGACAUUUCACACUUUUUAUAGCUUUUGUACAAAAAGUAAUGACAAAAGCUUGGUCACAAGAUAACAUUGAAAAACAAAUACCUAAUUAUAUCUAAAAACUCGUGUCAAAAUAGACAUAAAAAGGUAAUAAUAGUCCGAGUUUCGUCAAGAAACUACCAAAAAAACCAUAAUAACAUAAACGUUUCAUUCCAAACUCAAUUACUUUUUGAACGAUCAACAAAACAAACAUGUUAUCAUACAUAUUUUACGUAUUUUGCCAAUCCCAACUUACUCUUACCCACUUAUUUGAAGGUAUGGUUCCAAAACGCCAGAGCGAAGCACCGUCGAAGUCAGAUGGGCAAAGAACGGCCUUCUGAAUUCCCUACCGUAUUCCAAGACACCUUCACCAACUCGAUCCGCGACUCGGCCAGUCCAGGGGGCAGUAGUCCAGCCAUGGACAACCGAUCCCUAAUAUCAGACAGUCCGGAAGCACAAAGCGACGAUUCUUCGGCGCGCACGGUGAAGUCAGAAUACAUUUGA